GGAGGGGCUUCUAAACGACUAGAAAUGUCAAUCUGAGCAAGGGAGUCCCAAUAAUCUGAAGCAAUCUGUAAGGACCUGACCUUAGUCCAUCCAGAUCAAUAGGGAAGUGAGGGUGGAAAGAAGACGAAGAAGAGGAAGAAACAAGGGGCGCAACCGGGAUCGUUUACAGUGGCUGUUCCCGAGGAAAUAUAGACUUCCCGAGCCUGGCACCUUUUGUUGCUCACAUGUUCACACUGUAAAAGUGGAUACCGAGGCAAGUCCGUUGCUUUGCGAGGCUGCAGAAGACUCUUCCUCCCCGCUUCCUAUCAACAUGUCUUUCCCUCAGCUGGGAUAUCAGUACAUCCGACCGAUAUACCCGCCGGAGCGCCAAGGGAUCGCCGGCAGCGCCCGGGCCGGGACGGAGCUGAGUCCGUCCGGCGCACUUUCCAACGUCCUCUCCAGCAUGUACGGAUCUCCUUUCGCCGCAGCCGCGCAGGGCUACGGAGCCUUUCUACCUUACUCCAACGAUAUAUCAAUUUUCAAUCAAUUGGGCGCCCAGUAUGAUCUGAAAGACGGCCACGGUGUCCAGCACCCAGGCUUCGCCCCCCCUCAUCCUGCUUUUUACCCAUAUGGCCAGUAUCAGUUCGGUGACCCGUCCAGACCCAAAAACGCCACCAGGGAGAGCACCAGCACUCUGAAGGCCUGGCUCAGCGAGCACCGCAAGAACCCUUACCCAACCAAGGGCGAGAAGAUCAUGCUGGCCAUUAUCACCAAGAUGACCCUCACCCAGGUGUCCACCUGGUUCGCCAACGCCAGGAGGCGGCUAAAGAAGGAGAACAAGAUGACCUGGACCCCCCGGAACCGCACCGAUGAAGAGGGGAAUGUUUACACCAGCGACCAUGAGGGGGAGGAGGGGGACAAGAGGGAGGAUGAGGAGGAAAUUGACCUGGAGAACAUCGACACGGAAAAUAUUGAGAGCAAGGACGACUUGGACGACCAGGACGACCUUCACUCGGACAUAAAACUAGACGGAAGGAGUGACUCUGAGAUUUCGGACGGCUAUGAGGAUUUACAAGGGCCGGAGCAGAGGUUUCUGAAGGCUGUGGGGAAGGAGGCCAAGGAGGCGCAGAGAGGUGGAGAGCUCUUCCACGGCCACCAUCACCACCACCCAUCUUUGGACAUCAAGGCGUCCCAACCAAACGCAGAACAGCUCAAACUCAACCAGGUGUCCGCCAGCUCUCCGCCUUCAGAGAACAACCCAGCCCCGGCCCAGAAACCAAAGAUCUGGUCCCUGGCAGAGACGGCCACGGCCCCCGACAAUCCGCGCAAGUCGCCGCAGGUGAACGGCAGCGGCCCAGCAGCGACGGGAGGAGGGACGGCCACCCAGACCAUCCUCGGCCCGCACAGACUAAUCUCUUCCUGUCCCGUUGGGAAAAUCCAGAACUGGACGAACCGAGCGUUCUCGGCGCACCAGCUGGCUUUACUGAACUCCAAUCAUUAUCUGGGACUGGCGAACCAGGCCACCGCCACCAGCCUGGCACUGUACAGCAGCAGGCAAACGGAGGACAAGAGUCAUAGUUCAGAGACUCCAGUCACAGGUACAUGUCCCCGGCACUGAGACCCGCAUGUAGAGAAAAAAAAACUAAACUCCAGAGACACUAUAGGCCAUUUCCUGUCAUUCAUUUCUUUAAUUUUAGAUCUCCCUUUGCCUUUUUCUCUCUCUGUCCAGGCCACACAGAUGAUCAGUGUUAAAGUGUUACAGCUAGGAGCAGACAGUGUUUGUAUGUGUGUGUAUGAAAGAUAAAUUGUUGUG
This is a messenger RNA of Poecilia latipinna (sailfin molly), 1792 nucleotides long. RefSeq names its product iroquois homeobox 3a (gene irx3a). NCBI's taxonomy places the organism in Eukaryota, Metazoa, Chordata, Actinopteri, Cyprinodontiformes, Poeciliidae. The transcript is spliced from 2 exons. The record is from RefSeq and is a predicted model, not a curated record. Gene Ontology annotation, molecular function: DNA-binding transcription factor activity, RNA polymerase II-specific; RNA polymerase II cis-regulatory region sequence-specific DNA binding. Gene Ontology annotation, cellular component: nucleus. Gene Ontology annotation, biological process: neuron differentiation; cell development; regulation of transcription by RNA polymerase II. Bases 311 to 1597 code for a protein of 428 amino acids.